Molecule: messenger RNA, 249 nt
Organism: Tetrahymena thermophila SB210
Lineage: Eukaryota; Ciliophora; Oligohymenophorea; Hymenostomatida; Tetrahymenidae
Product: mitotic-spindle organizing protein
Exons: 2
Biological process (GO): mitotic spindle assembly; gamma-tubulin complex localization; microtubule nucleation by interphase microtubule organizing center
Cellular component (GO): gamma-tubulin ring complex; spindle; interphase microtubule organizing center
Source: RefSeq, a predicted model, not a curated record
AUGAAUUAUUCUUAUAAUCCAAGCGCAAUAAGCUAAAAUAAUGCUGAUAUAGAGGAAGCUAAAGAAACUCUAGAAAUCUUAUAUGAUAUAAAUUAAAUAUUAAAUUGCGGUUUAGAUAGAUAAUAGCUUUCUGUGCUUAUCAGUUUGUGCGAAAAUGGAAUAAAUCCUGAAGCCUUAGCUGCUGUUGUGAAAGAAUUAAGAAAAGAGGCUGCUGCUUUAAAAGUAAUUUAAAAUAAUUCUUAAAAUUGA